Molecule: messenger RNA, 2607 nt
Organism: Linum trigynum
Lineage: Eukaryota; Viridiplantae; Streptophyta; Magnoliopsida; Malpighiales; Linaceae
Source: the annotation of a GenBank genome assembly
CAAGUAGUCAAUUCACCACCUUCAAUUAAGGGUGCUCUAUCAAUCUAUGCAGAUAUUCUCUUCCUAUGCCAAAGUAGGAACUACAAGAAUAUGAUCGGGAUUCAUGCAAUUCAGAAAGUCAUGCCUCAAUUGAAUAUAAUCUAGGGUUCUCCAUACCUAGGUGAGAGAGGGAGUUUACUCCAUAGAGAGAGAAGAGAAGUCAACUUGAGAUGCAUAAAUCAUCUUGUGGAGGAUGAACUUCAGCUUCUGGUUGUCAAUCGACACUUUUACAGGCUUCAAUCGAGCUCCAAUGGCGUCAAAACUCGAUCUAGGUCACCUUGGAGGUUGGGUUCGUAACUUUCUCUCUCUAGGUCUCUAUUUCUUGCUCUCAAAUUUGGAUCCCUUCUCAAAGAUUCGAAAUUGGGUUAAAAUCCAGCUCUGCCGAAUUACACGGCCAGACCACACGACCGUGUGAAUCUCCGGUCUGCCCGUGUGAACCCCGAACCGCAGCGUUGCACUCAGUUGUUCGCUGGGUGUCACAUGGCCAGGAUGUACGGCCGCGUAGAACCCAACCUUGGCCAUGUGGACUCCAUGGACACCCCGUACGACCGAAAAGUUCCCUCACACGGGUUGUAUGGCCCUGUCCGCGUAAACUCCCUUGCACAUCCAACUUGCACGGCCGUGUAGAAUUAUGGCGAGGCCGCAUGAACUCCUCAGCUUCCUGUCGAAUGGCCUAACAAGAACAACCUUCAUUCACGUAUUAGGACUUGAAAUAUCACUAACAUGAACAACCUAGCGUGAAAUUGGCCUAAAACACCAGAGACGAGGCCGAAACAGUAUAAGCAUGGUGGACAAAAUAUGUGCAAAUACCUAGUCAUCAUCAUCCGAGCAAAAUGUUCCUAUUGGUUGAAACUAGUGUUAGCACUAUGCUAACAAGAAAAGUGUUGGCACACUAGCCCCUCCCGUUUCGUUUUAAUGGUGGGCUUGUUUGUUUUUGUUUAAAAUUAAUAUAGGAAUAAUCAAUGUAUUAUGGUUAAUUAAUAAUUCAAUGAACAAUCCAUAUUUAUAUGUUUCACUAAAUUUAUAACAACGAGUAUUUUGCAGUUUAAGGUGUGUGAGUUACAAUUAUUAGAGUUGUGUAUGAGGCUUUGUAUUUGAACAUUUUAUACCGACAAAAUGUAUAUUUCUAAAAAAAAAAAUUAGACGACAUGACUUUUUGACACUUAUAGAUCUACCCCUGCUUAUGAGUUUAAUAAAAAUUUACUCAAACUCGAUAGUUAGUAAAUGAAUCGAGUGUCCAAAAAACUCUUUCCGACCUAAAAGCUGAACCGAGCAUCUUAGUUAAUUUGCAACCCCAGUCGUAUGUAAUGUAGUAGGUUGUACAAAACUACAAGUUAGUACAACUUUUUUUUUUUUUUUUCCUUCUAACAAUGCUGGGCCUAAACCUGGCCUGCCGUAUCCUACAUUUCUACCUAAUAUUUACCCAAAAUCGGAAUUAAAUUUGGGCCCAUAAUUCAUCGCUCUCCUUCAUUCUUGCUUUACCCUCGUCGUUGGUUUCGCUUGCUUCUGCUACUCGACUGGUUAGCAACCCGAGAGAACCGACCAGUUUGCCUCGCCGGACCUUCAAGAUGAGUCUUCUAAGAAACGGAAUCCGAUCGGCCUUCGCUCUCCGAAGCUCGGCUUCAAGACUUGGAUCUCCCCCGUUUCUCCUUCAAUCUGCGAAUCAUUUCUCCACCGAAGCAGGACGGCCUCUUUCCCCGGCAUCAGCGCUUGAAAACCCAUCCGUGGAUCCGUUCCUUCAGAAUCCUGGCACCGCAUACGGGAAAUUGUUCGGCAACACUAGGCAUACGCUGAAGACGGACAUUAUCAAUAUGCUAGAGGGCUGUGACUUGGGUCUUGAGGAUAUCAAAUUCAACUACACCCGUGGCUAUGGUCCUGUUGCAGUGCUAUUACAGUUUCCUUCCCGUCAAGCCUACGACAAUGCAUUUAAGGUCAUUGCGAAGAAGGGUCGUUUAUACAGGCUGCUAAUGGCUAACCGUUCUGAGUGGGAUCUUCAACAGCCUUUCUAUGGAAAAACUGUUCUGGUGCAAGGAGUUCCUCCAAAUGCACAACUAGACGAUAUCGAACGCUUUUUGUCAGGCUUUGAUUUUGACUCAUCUUCCAUCCAAUUUAUAAGGCAAGGGAUGCCACCAAAUUCCAUAAGAACUGCUGUAGUGAAGUUUGCGUCCCAGGUGCAAGCAAUGAAUGCAUUGAUUUCCAAAAAUGGAGGCUUUUGUCUCAACAAUCGAGUUGUGAUGCGAGUUAUUCAGUAACGUCCUGCCUUGGCCUCAGCUACUGCAUCUUCAGUCUUCAUGGUGCUUGGGAAAGGACACAUCGAAUGUUACUGGGAGCAGUUAGUGAAGAAUUUGACAGACUUCUUUCUUUCACGUUGUUAGACACUUGAAUGAUCGCCACUUCCUUUCGGCUAUCAAAUUUCUUGCACCGCAGCUCAAGUUUAGGCUCGGAGUUGCGAACUUUUGACUCAGAGUUCAGUUUUACUAACAUUGGUUUAGUCGAAUUAUGUAUCUUCCCCGUUCCCCAUGCUAGUUGAACAGCGCAUGAGUAGGUUAAGAAAUAAAUGAGGCUUAU